CCUUCUUGUAUGUGGCUAUUUGUUCCAUUUGCUUCACAGCUUUCUAAAAUUUGCUUUUUCAGUUGGAACUACAUCUUGUACUUUUACUGGAGGCAGCUGCUCUUUCCUGGUACAGUCCAACCAUGACUCUGCAGACUGGUCAUUUGGAACGAGCACGCCAAGCCGCUUCACAGGUCCCCAGUUACCUAUUGAUGGGACGUUUGCUUACACUGAAGCCUCUGGUCAACGCUGGGGAGCCACCUACAUACUGACCACCACAGGGACAGUGUUUGCCCAGCAGACAUGGUGCCUUUCCUUCGCGUACAAUAUGUAUGGCAGACAUAUUGGAACAUUACAAGUGAAUGCUGGAUCGUCUGGAUCACUGUCGACCUUAUGGUAUACAUCUGGAAAUAAGGGAAUCAACUGGCUUACUCAAAGGGUUACCAUUCCUUCAACGGCUAACCUUGUGGUUGACAUUAAAGGCAUCCGAGGAUGGAGUUAUCAGGGUGACAUCGCUAUAGACAAUGUAACCAUGACUCCUGGAGUCUGCUGAGAUAUACACUGCUGGAAUUUAACAUUACUGGAAUGGUUUACAAUCUGAAAUUGUUUACAUUACUUUAAUUGUUAUUGUUAUAUUACUGGAAUUGUUUACAUAACUGAAAUAGUUUAGAUUACUGGAAUUGUUUACAUUACUGAAAUUGUUUACA
Messenger RNA from Saccostrea cuccullata (small rock oyster), 686 nucleotides. RefSeq names its product MAM domain-containing glycosylphosphatidylinositol anchor protein 1-like. The record is from RefSeq and is a predicted model, not a curated record. Gene Ontology annotation, cellular component: membrane. The transcript has 4 exons. Lineage: Eukaryota; Metazoa; Mollusca; Bivalvia; Ostreida; Ostreidae. The annotation marks the transcript as partial.